This is a messenger RNA of Zygosaccharomyces rouxii, 648 nucleotides long. RefSeq names its product 5-formyltetrahydrofolate cyclo-ligase (gene FAU1). Lineage: Eukaryota; Fungi; Ascomycota; Saccharomycetes; Saccharomycetales; Saccharomycetaceae. Gene Ontology annotation, biological process: folic acid-containing compound biosynthetic process; tetrahydrofolate interconversion. Gene Ontology annotation, cellular component: mitochondrion. Gene Ontology annotation, molecular function: 5-formyltetrahydrofolate cyclo-ligase activity. The transcript has a single exon. Bases 1 to 648 code for a protein of 215 amino acids. The record is from RefSeq and is a predicted model, not a curated record.
AUGAGCAAGAAGGCAGUUAGAUUGGCGGUCAAGGAGGCUCUUCAUAAAGUUACAUCCAAGGAGGUUGAAAUUCAAUCUCGUUGUAUAGCUUCAGCCCUCAGACCACUGUUGGAAUCACAUCACGAUGUAGCUUGCUAUAUGAGCAUGGAUCAAGGUGAGAUUGACACGAGCUAUUUGAUGGAAUGGUUAUUUGAACAAGGCAAGAAAGUAUAUUUACCAAGAUGCACUUCCACUACCAAAACUGGACAAGUACCAUUGAGGGCAGUGGGUGCCUCCGGCGGACAUCCUCAUCUUACAUUCCAUUCGAUGGAUUCUUGGGAGAAAGUAAAAUUGUUGGAACCCAGAGGUAAAUAUAAUUUGAGGGAGCCUGAAGCUGAGUCACCAGCGCCAUUACCACCUCGUUUAGAUGUUAUGUUAGUACCCGGACUAGCGUUUGAUCCCAGCAGAGGGACGAGGUUGGGCCAUGGUGCUGGUUAUUACGACGACUUCUUUCAAAGAUAUCAAUUACAGCAUAAAGGUGAAAAGCCAUUACUUGUGGGACUUGCGCUUAUAGAACAACUACGUGGAUCCAUACCAACAGAUUCUCACGAUUGGACUAUGGAUUGUAUUGUAAGCGGUGAUGGUAAAGUACAAUGGAUAACUAAUUAA